UUUAAACUUCCUAGUUUAAAAUCCAACUUGCUGUGUACACACGGUUACAAUCUAAUAGGACGAAAAUAAAUGCUUCGAUGUUAAAGAUGUAUCUAGAUAAAUGGAUGUUUUUUGUUUUCAUUUUGACAAAAGCUAACUGCAAUGGUUGUCCAACAAUGGACACAGCUUUUGGAUGGAUUGGUUCAUCACCAGUAUUUACCUACACAGUUGAUUUGACAAUUGAUAAGGAUAAACCUGUAGCUUAUACGCUUUAUACCCCGACUCAACACCCGCUACUCGUUGUGAGCUAUUAUAAUGGAGCUGUGUUGCGUGAUCCAGUUUACAACAACUGUGCUUUGGCUCAAGGAGGAAACAUAUCAGCAGGUUUUCUGAACAUUCAGUUGUUUCCACUACAAGCAGGACAGCAGGGCACAUACACAUAUACCAAAACGAAUGUUGUACAGAAAUGCAUUACUCUUUACAUAUACGGUGUCCCGAUACAGCCCACAAUCGGUUCCAAUACCAAGGUUGCAUACGAAGGAAGUUCGGCAGUUCUCACAUGCAACAGCACAUCCACAACUUUACCAGGUGGUCACAACCUGAUAAUGACUUAUGAAUGGAGACGAGAUGGUGCCAUAGUCGUUACAGGAGGGCGAUUCACUCUGGACCUAACCACAGGGAGAACACUCACUAUUUCUAACAUCAACAGAAAUGAUGCACUGUACAGUUUCUCCUGCAGCGCCACAGAGCAGAGUGGCAACACGUCACUUCUAAGCUCUUUGUUCAAUCUGGCAGUCGGCUAUGGUCCAGAGUUGCUGACGCUUUCACCAUCUAACAUAUCCUACACACUGGAUGAGAAUCAGCGCCUGAAUGACAUCACCUGCUCAGCCACCUGUUCUCCUGUCCAAUGUACUUAUGAAUGGAGAGAGUCUGGAAGAGGUGCAGUCAGCAGCAGUGGUGUACUUUCACUGGGAAAUCUAGAGAGAGGGGAGGCAGGCACCUACACAUGUACUGCAAGCAAUCCAGGGUCGGCAGCCACAACUAGCAGCCAGCAAAUUGCAAUCUUGGUCAGAUAUGGCCCAGAGUUUGUUAAACUGUCUCCAUCUAACACAUCCUACACAUUGGAUGAGAAUCAGCGCCUGAAUGACAUCACCUGCUCAGCCACCUGUUCUCCUGUCCAAUGUACUUAUGAAUGGAGAAAGUUUGGAGGAGGUGCAGUCAGCAGCAGUGGUGUACUGUCACUGGGAACUCUAGAAAGAGGGGAGGCAGGCAACUACACAUGUACUGCAAGCAAUCCAGGGUCGGCAGCCACAGCUAGCAGCCAGCCAUUUGGGAUCUCGGUCAGAUAUGGUCCAGACGAUGUAAAACUUAGCGUGCCAUCUGAAUACAUCGUCACAGAAGGACAAGUGGUUUCCAAUGUGACAUGCUCAUCCGACUGCUGGCCACAAUGCACUUACACAUGGAGGAACAUGACAUCUGGAACAAACAUCACAUACACAGGACUGCUCAUCAUGCGGCAAGUUGACAGAUAUGCAGCAGGGAGUUAUGUGUGCGUUGCUCAUAACCCUGGAUCCAGUCAUACAAAGAACAAUUCUACCAAGUUAGUUGUUUAUUAUGCUCCUUAUAUAACCAUCAACGUGUCGUCUACCAACCCUACCGAAGGACAACCAUUAGACUUAAUGUGUGAGGCAUCUGGAGUACCAGCGAUGUAUAGGUUUACAGCCCUCACCCAGACACAUGGUGGAGUUCAGAUACUGAAUACACAUAUCACACUGGACAGCUCUGCUUCAACGUCUACCCGUAUAUUUCGCAUACCUGCACUACGAAUGGAUGAUACUGGCACAUAUAAAUGCUCAGUAGAGAACGGAGUCGUCGAUGUCAGUGGGCAAUUAUAUCAGACUGCUGAAACCAACCUCAUGGUUAAAGUGAGUCCUAAAGUACUGACCCCUAGUCUGAAGGUUGCUGCAGCUACUGGUGCUAAUGCUUCUCUAAGUAUCCCAGUUUAUGCUUACCCAACACUAGAUAAAAUAGUCUUACAACGUUAUGAUGGGCUAAACAUCAGCAGCAGUUCAGGCAAACACAUUCUACUUCCGUACAACACAAAUGUGACAGCUAACUGGUAUGGGACCAAGGUGCAGGUGGACGGGACUGUCCUAAACUUUACUAUCAUUAAUCUUGAACCUGUUGACUUCGGAAACUACACACUCAACAUGAAAAAUGCUUUUAGCGUAUCGAGUGCUGUGUUGACAGUAGUUGCAGAAAGUAAACCCUCAUCACCAGCAGCAUUGAACUUCACUGUCAUUCAGAAAUAUGUGUAUUUUGUUUGGAAACGUGGCUUCAAUGGAGGACAUCCACAGACAUUUGUUAUUCAAUUAUCUAAGGAUUCUACAGACAAUUACAUCAACCACACAACCGUCAUUGAGGAAGCAAGUAUUGGACCUGAUGACACGGUUACAUUUAAUAUAACCAGCCUUGAUGUGGGUGUUUAUCAUGCAAGACUUUUGACAUUUAAUGCCAUUGGAGCAGCUGAUCCAGUGAUGUUUGGUGUGUUCAGGAUUGCAAAAGAGUCCGAUGAGGCGGAAUUCACUUCCAGUGCUAGUACAGGUGCGAUCGCUGGUGGAAUAAUUGGAAGUCUCUGUGGAAUCCUUAUCAUAGCACUCGCUGUUGUUGCAAUGAUGAGAUAUGAAAUUAAAUGCGUCCGGAGGCAAGUCCUUCGGAACGGCAGACAGAAUGAAACUACAUCGCCGUGUGAGGGCAAUGGUACCGACUUUAACAAUAAGGCUUACGAAACUCUUGAUGUUGAUCAAGGGAAAGCCAUCUACAUGUCAUUGAGUCGACAGGCUGUGCAAUGCAAAACUCAUGUGCAUUUGAAAUCAGAGGAUAAUGCAGAAAAAGCUGUGUACAUGAAUACAUCAUUCGUAACUGUCUAGAAGACCAGUUCAAAUAGCAAAGUGUAAAGCAAUAUAGAACGUAUCAGAACGUUCUAUACUUCCCUGUCGUUUUUGUCGAGAUCUAAAAUAUUCUUAAUUGAACGAUGUUGAUUUUAUGCUUGCAUAUACAAGUCAUCAAACGGAAACAACAGGCGUAUGUACGAUGCAAUCUGACAGCUACCUUAAAUAGUUACAACACAAAGAGCAACAAGCAGCUGUUUUUAGAUAAACCGUUGACAAGAUGGUUAUCUUUAAACAAACUGAAAUUAUCGUUUAAAACGCUUAUAUAUUUAAUUUAUAUUUAUUCAAGUAAUUCGUGUGAACUGUCUGUUUUUAUCAAACACAAGAUUAUAGCUUUUUGUGUGAAAUACUAAAUAAUUGUUUCAGAACUGUGCUAGUAUGAUCCUACUGUAGUUGCAAAUAAGGAUAUUUAAUCCUAUAACACUCGCGAUUGUUGGUUUUUGUCGACUUGCUUUGUAAAAUGUAUUUCGAUAUAUAAGGCUUCAUUCAAUCCGAACCUGUAAAAAUGUGUUUUAUUCUACUAAUUGUUAUUUUCCAUAUAACAUA
Molecule: messenger RNA, 3476 nt
Organism: Dreissena polymorpha
Lineage: Eukaryota; Metazoa; Mollusca; Bivalvia; Myida; Dreissenidae
Product: hemicentin-2-like
Exons: 15
Coding region: 78-2909 (943 amino acids)
Molecular function (GO): protein binding
Source: RefSeq, a predicted model, not a curated record